Mesocricetus auratus (golden hamster) is the source of this 2355-nucleotide messenger RNA. It is a transcript of the gene Ifnl3, whose product is annotated as interferon lambda 3. Bases 1530 to 2168 code for a protein of 212 amino acids. Gene Ontology annotation, biological process: cell surface receptor signaling pathway via JAK-STAT; defense response to virus; innate immune response. Gene Ontology annotation, molecular function: cytokine activity. The transcript is spliced from 7 exons. Lineage: Eukaryota; Metazoa; Chordata; Mammalia; Rodentia; Cricetidae. The record is from RefSeq and is a predicted model, not a curated record.
CUGCCUCCCGAGUGCUGGGAUUAAAGGCAUGCGCCACCACUGCCCAUCUGUUUGGUUGGUUUUUGUCUUAGGUUUCUGAGACAGGAGUUCUCGUAAUUGCUCUGGCUACCUGGAACUUGCUCUAUAGGCCAGACUGGUUUUGAAUUCAGAGACCUACCUGUCUCGGCCUCCCAGGGGUUGGGAUUGGGGUGAGGAUCACGUCGCCCUGUUUGCCCGUUCUAAUUUCUUUGUCACUUGCUGUAACACAGACUGCAGGGUCACGGUCCCAUAGCCGCACUCUGCUGCAGGCUGGUGAAACAGCCCAGGAGAAAUGGUUUGUGUUAUCAUGGACUUUUGUUGUUCCUGUUCUGAAACUUUAUUAUCCAGGCACCCCAGGCAGUGUCUACCAUAAGUAGGGGCUGAAUGGAUCCUUAGAGAAUGACUGAAGACCUUUCUGGUUUUUUUUUUAAAGAUCUGUUUGUUUGGUUUUUUUUUACAUAUAUGUUUAUGGGCAGGGCGUAUGGAGGGCAGAAGAGGGCGUGGGACCCUUUGGAACUGGAGUUACCGACAGUUGUGGGCUGCCACAUGGGUGCUGGGAGUUGGACCCCAGUCCUCUGGAAGACCAGCCAGUGCUCUGAAUCCUUGUGCCAUCCCUCCAACCCUCAAAUGAAGAUGUUUGUCACAAGCGAGUCUGCCUCCCACCAAGCCACUGGCCAGCCAUGUUCCUAAGCAGAGAAACUUGGGGACUGGGAGAGAUGGGUCAACGGGUAAAGGGCUGGCCAGACUUGAGUCUGAUACCGGGGACCCCAUGGUAGAAAGAAAGAACUGAUUUCCACAAGCACGAGUAAGUAAUGAAAUGGGGUGCUUUGCGGGGUUUUGUUUGCUUUUUGAAGAGAGUCUCUCUACACCCCUGCACUUCCUGGAACUCACUAAGUAGACCAGGCUGGCCUUGAACUCACAAAGAUCUGCCAGCCUCCGCCUUCCCAGUGCUGGGAGUAAAGAUGUAUAUCACCACACCUAGUUUUCUCUUUGAGCAAUUUGGGAGCUAGCAUGGGUCUCACACCUGUAAUGUCAGCUUUCAGGAAUUGGAAACAGAAAAUGAAGUCCCAGGCCAGAUUGAGCAGGACUCUAACUCAAAUUAAACUGGAGCAAUUUAGACUCAGCUAUGGCCCAGCCACCUGGGAACAUUCUCCAAACAAGGAAAGGGGAGAGCCUCUCCUCAGCAUUGGGAUUUUUCUCUCUACACCUCAGGCUGCUCUGCACCUCAGACAGGGAUCUGCCACAGGACUCAGCCAGGACCAGAGCCUGUGCCCUGAAGCUGCCCUGUUCCCAGCUUCCUGUGGGAAGAAGGCUCAUGACUCACCUUGCCCCAGCUGGGGCUGCCCACGAGGCCAGGUUAAAAGCAUGGAGUUGGGACCGCAGUGCACACUCUGCAGCUGCAGCAUCCCAGCCGGGACACAGCCACAGACUGAGAGCCACACGGGAAGACCCAGGCCAGAGACAGGGAGCAAGACCCAGGAAGCCAGGGACAGCCUCCAGGGCACGACCGAAUGCCCAGCUCCUCACAGACCCCAGAGAGCAGCAUGAAGCCAGCUGGGGGCCGCCUGCUCCUCCUGCUGCUGCUGCUGCUGCUGCUGGCCGCGGUGCUGACGGGAGCCCGCGCUCAUCCUGUGCCCAGGGCCACCAGGCUCCCACCAGAUGCAAAGGAUUGUCACAUAGCCCGGUUCAAGUCUCUGCCCCCGCAAGAGCUGCAGGCCUUCAAGAAGGCCAAGGAUGCCAUAGAAGAGUGGCUGCUCAAGAAGGACGUCAGGUGCAGCUCCCGCCUCUUCCCCAGGGCCUGGGACCUGAAGCAGCUGCAGGUCCAGGAGCGCCCCGAGGCCUUGCAGGCUGAGCUGACCCUCACACUGAAGGUCCUGGAGAACGUGACUGACCCGGGCCUGGGCCCCAUCCUGGACCAGCCUCUUCUCACCCUGAGCCACAUCCACUCACAGCUGCAGGCCUGUACUCAGCCUCAGCCUGCAGCAGAGCCCAGGCCCCCCAGCCGCCGCCUCUCCCGCUGGCUGCACAGGCUCCAGGAGGCCCAGGAGAAGGAGACCCCCGGCUGCCUGGAAGUCUCUGUCACUUCCAACCUCUUCCGCCUGCUCAUCCGGGACCUGAAGUGUGUGGCCAGUGGAGACCAGUGUGACUGACCUUGGACUCUCCCGCCAGCUGCAGGAGUUCUGCAGUGUGUGGACUCACCAAGCCCCUGCCUUAAUUUAUAGCCACUCAGGGCUUUUAAAAAUAUUUAUUUGUGUGUGGAGUCUUCAGACUCAGACCCCACAGAAUGUCUAUUUUUCUACUUUUGUAAACUUUCUACAAAUACAGAGUGAGAAAAGA